This is a messenger RNA of Nicrophorus vespilloides, 3881 nucleotides long. RefSeq lists its product as uncharacterized. Gene Ontology annotation, molecular function: tRNA (guanine) methyltransferase activity; RNA binding. NCBI's taxonomy places the organism in Eukaryota, Metazoa, Arthropoda, Insecta, Coleoptera, Silphidae. Bases 204 to 3830 code for a protein of 1208 amino acids. The record is from RefSeq and is a predicted model, not a curated record. The transcript is spliced from 5 exons. Gene Ontology annotation, biological process: tRNA methylation.
UUAAGAUCCAUUCUAAGCAAUUUAUUUUAUUAGUUCCUUAUUGUUAACAACAAAUCAUCUAAAGUAAAUUAUUUAUACCGUUGUGUAUUGAUACAAUUUCUAUGUUGACCCUGUUCAGAAUAAAUUGUUCAGUUAUGCUCUACAAUACUCAAAUGUUGUUUAUAACCUCAAAUGUUAACUUGUGAAUGUUAUAAGAAACGACGAUGGGUGAUUUGGUUCAGGCAUUUAAAUUGCUGAGUUGCGAGUUAAAACCAGAAACGAAAGUGUUCGAGGUAGAAAACCUUCGUGCUAUAGAAAUAUGCUUGGAAGCAAUAGGCAACAACUUUAAUUAUUCCUUGAAUGGAGUCCUUCGAGCACUGAAUGAUGAUAACCUGGUAGACAGCUGUAAGGUAAUCCAGUUGGCUUUGAGGAUAGCCCAAGAUGAUUCUAUUUUCAUUGAAUGUAUGGACAAUCUUGAAUUAUUACCACCAUUCUUGGAGUUAAAUGUCCUUAAUAUAUUAUUACUAGAUACAAGGAAUCAGCUGUUACUAACCCGGCUGCAGUACUUAAACAAGUAUUUAGACAAUGAUAAUAUAGAGAAAAAGGCUAAUAACUAUUUCAUAGGUGUAAUACUACCAAAAUUGUUAGAUAUCGGAGGAGAAGUUGUUGAGGAAUUGAUUUGGAGAAAUUUUACUUUUGAAACUGUAUGUCCUUCAGUUAAUACUUUCUUGAAUGAAAGGAUUUUAAAUAAAGAAGAGUUUUGGUUGAGAUUGCAGCCAGGCUUGAUGUCUCACAAUAAAGCAGCUAAUUACAUCUUUAAGACAGCAGUGAGAAAAUUGCAAACAGUUGAUGUGUCUCUGUGUGAAUUGGUUAAGAACUGUGAUUUUGAAGCUCUCGAAUGCUUGAUCAUUUUAUUAGAAAUAGUUGCAGAGAAACAGCUACAUUUGAUACAACCGUCUUUGGGAUUAUUGGAAAAAGUGACGAGUUUACAUAAGAGUUGGGUGAAGUUAAUUUUCGGUCUGUUCUUGAAUCAUGCUCAAAACAUUGUAGUUUACCACACGAUAAUGAUGACAUUGAAAUUUACGUCUGAUUUGAUGAACGAAGAGAUUUUGAACGCUUUGAACAGAUCGGAUUAUUCACCGCUUGCGAAGAAAACUUACAAGACAUUUGGGAUUUACAUUAGAAAUUUGGACAAAUCCGCAUUUGAAUUAAUUCUUGCCACUUCGUUAACAAUAAACUGGGUGCCAAUUGCGUUCACCACUGUUUACCGAGAGUUUCUGCACGAGGACACCGUAAUUCCAAUACAUUAUUUGCAUAGUUUGACUGUGAGAGCGAAAAGGCUACCACAUAAGAAUAUACGACGAGGUAUGAUACAACAGAUAUUCGAAAAGUUUAAGAAGAAUUUGAAUAGUUUCAGCGUCAUCGAUUUUAAAGAUAUUUUAAUAGAGUUUUUAAACGAUAAAGAAGUCGCAUGUUAUUUGCGCACUAUUUUAAAGUUUAAAUUGAGCCACGAGGAUCUGAGCGCAAUGACAAAGUGGCUUAAGGCCGACGUCCCGAAUGUCGACACUAUCAAUCUGAUAGUAGAGAUGGUGAAUCACUCGGUUAUUGAAAGGAUUUGGAUAGAAGAGAAUAUUGUAUAUCCGUUUCUGCAGAGAGAUUAUUGCACGCAGGUCUUGGAUCGGUUGACUCACGUAUACUGUAUUAAAACACACCAACUGGAAAAUUACCUCUUGUCGCGAUUGGAUUGCAUCGAGGUGGCUGAUAGUGUAUGUCACAUUGAUUCGUCUAGAGCUUUAGCCUUGAAAGCAAGCCAGAUACUACUGUCGGGGUCUUCAAGGAAGAAUCUCAGUUUAGCUUUCGACAUUUUAUUCUACCUGAGCGAAGACAAGUACAAAACAGUGUACGUAUACUGGAUGAACAGGAUCUUGGACAAUUCUAAAGUUGAUAGUAACUUAGCCUUAGGUUUCGUCAAUCUGUUAAUGAAGAUAAAAGAGGAAUACUUGACGAGAGCUGUUAAAUUCGAUAACGUUUUAAAGCUUUACGAAAUCUUCUUCGCGACGCAACCGCUUCAAGUCGUUAAGAAAAUCUUCAGAAACUUAGACAUCGUUUUCAAGAAUAUUAAAGCAUCUAAUAAAGAAUUUAUAGAGCUUUGCUUGCGGCAGCUCGUGCAAAUGAAGAGUUCAGAGUAUUUUGAAGACGCCGUUUGGAAUUUCGUGAGAAAUUUUGUCACUCAUCUGAGCACAAUGGAUACGGUAAUUUUGGAGUGCACCUUGUCUGGUUUAUAUGAACUCUGUAGGAAUUCCGAGGUCGUACUGUAUUACUGCAUGAUGUACCUGAAAGGAAAGAACAUCAACGAAAAGAUCUUCCCAAAACAUGAGUUUUUACUACACGGAGAUGUUCUUACCAAAGAUAAAAUGGCCGAAUACGAAAUUUACUCCCUUCAUUUUAGCCAUAGGAACCCAUACUUUCGCAGUGCUGAGAUACGCAAAUUCGCUUUGGAAGAUAUACUUAGCGAUGUCAAGGAUGAGCGAAUCAAUAGGGUAUCCGAAUAUUUACUAGAUAAUUACAAACUCAAUUUCGGGAAGCGGUAUUUUCCUCAAUCUCUGUUACAUUUACAAAAGUUGAGAAUCAUGCAGGCGUUCUCCUUCUUCCUGCCUUGUAUGUCUUUGGAAAUGAAGAACAGUUUGCGACAAAUGCUGGUGGACAGUUUUAAAGUGGAAAGUCAUCAACCUUCAGUGAAACAUAUAGUGCAAUACCUUUUAAUACAAUUGUUGGCCGAUAGCAGUCAAUUGCUGAUCGAUGCUAUUGAAAUCUCCAAUAAGAGCACUCCAAACACCGUCAGCGGUUUUAUUCCUAUACUUUAUGGAUUGGCAUUGAAUAAAAAAGACGUCGAUUUUAGCAUGACUUGCGUCGAAGCUAUGCUUCCGUGGACGAUGGGAGCCAAUUUCAAGUUACGUCUCUACUCGCAGCAUGCGAUUAUAAAGAUAUGCGAGAGGAACAUGAAAAACCGAAAGUUCAAACUCAAGUAUCAUUCACUUUCGAAGUCCAUCGAAACGGUCCUCAAUUCGACUACUCACGUGGAUAGCAGUUUGAUGAAAGACUUGAAAUUGGUGGAACACAUUUACGAAAUACAACCGAGUAUCUAUAAAAGAAAAUUGAUCGAGCUAAUUACAGUUAAUAUACCUGAAACCAAUGAAGUUGUACAAAGUGAAUACGAAUAUUUCAAGAUGACAUUUUGUUAUUUCCAAUACGUGGAAAGUUAUAAAAUGGAGGCAGAAAUGGAUGACCUGGACAUACUUCAAGAGAAAUUCGAGAAUAUUCAAAAGAAGAUAGUACCUUGGAGGGAAUUAGAAACGGGCGACGAUGGUAAUAAAACCGAGCUAAUUGUGGUAGCAAGUUUGGUGGAUAGUUUACCAAAUCUGGGUGGACUUUCGAGAACCUGCGAGAUUUUUGGUGUAAAAAAACUAGUGCUGGAGAAUCAAAAAGUCGCAGGUGAAAGGGAUUUCCAAAACCUGAGUAUGUCCAGCGAGAAAUGGCUGGAUAUCAUCGAAGUGAAACCCGUAGAUUUGCAGGAAUUUAUUUUGAAGAUGAAGACUGCUGGUUUCAAAGUUAUUGGGGCGGAGCAAACGGCCGACAGUGCUUGCUUGGGCAAUUAUCAAUACGACGACAAAACUGUAUUAGUUUUAGGUAACGAACGUAGCGGAAUUCCUCCCAAUUUAAUACCUCUGCUCGACGUUUGCGUGGAGAUUCCUCAGAAGGGAGUGGUUCGGUCUUUGAACGUGCACGUGGCCGGCGCAAUGUUCAUUUGGGAGUACGCCAGGCAACAAAUGAUAACCCACAUUAAGAGCUAAAUAAAUAUUAUUCUGAUUAACUUAUAACAAAGAAAACAAAUUUUAACUGUU